Messenger RNA from Colletotrichum aenigma, 1311 nucleotides. RefSeq names its product Heterokaryon incompatibility protein 6, OR allele. The coding region runs from base 1 to 1311 and encodes 436 amino acids. The transcript has 2 exons. The record is from RefSeq and is a predicted model, not a curated record. NCBI's taxonomy places the organism in Eukaryota, Fungi, Ascomycota, Sordariomycetes, Glomerellales, Glomerellaceae.
AUGCUGGUGAGGCUCACACUCCUAGUUUACUACUCCCUUCCGAUUGCAAUAGACCAGUUUCGUAUUUUGAGUGUGCGACCAGCUUCCUCAACUACGUCGCCAAUCAUUGCCGACCUCAUUGUCGAGAAUUUCAAAAAUCAACACAAACACUAUGACGCCCUUUCCUACACAUGGGGCGGCUUUUCCAACAGCGACCGGAUAAUUGUCAACGGUAAAGAGUUCCCUGUGACCCAAAAUUUGCGACUAGCCAUUCAAAACUUGAGGCACCCAUCGCGAGCUACCAGGCUUUGGAUCGACUGUAUCUGCAUCAACCAAGCUGAUACGAUGGAGCGAAAUUCGCAAGUCCAGCUGAUGGGCUGGAUCUACUCUCAGGCACACCACGUAGUGAUUUGGUUAGGAGACACAUCAGAAACAUCACGAGUUGCGAUGAAACUUCUCAACGAUUGCCACAAUCUUGAAUCGGAUGAAGAGAUUAUACAAAGAGUCAUCAGUGACGAGGCCGCUAGCUACCUGGAGUACUUCAAUGCAUCAAAAGGGGCACCGCUCAAUCGACAAAUAGGUGUGAUCAAUCUCAACGCACAAAUACUCACCAUCGACGGCGUAAAACUAGAUGUGAUCUGCAAAACUGUCCCGUUGCAAACCGGAGAGGAGAAACGACGACGAGUUCUUGAACAAAUAGACCCGCAGUCUAUGGGAUCACACCCGAUUGGAAAGCCUCACCUACAAGCUUUCUUUGAGACCAUGGUCUUCGAUAAUGUCACUUUACAUGGUGGUAACACAUUGAAGGAUCCGAUUGGAGACCAAAGUCUGAUUCGACUUGCUGUGGGCUUCCUUCAUGAGCUAGACGCGUUUAAUCACGAGACCAGGUGUCAUCGACAUAUGAAGCGGGCAGAUUCCGAGAGGCCAGGAAUACAUCAAUCAGAGGUAUUGAAGUUGGCAGUUGAAGAGUAUAGGCGUCUUGAAGCUACAGAUCCGGAAGAGCUUCAUUGGCGUCGUGAAGAAUACAGGCUACGGACCGAAGAAGCAACCAAUGGAAAUCUGACGAGUAUAUUUUCAACUGAGACAAACUACGUUGGCAGGGGACUGAUUUCCAUAAGAGAGGGUGACAUAAUCGCCAUCCUAUUCGGAUGUAGACUUCCGGUAGUCCUGAGGGAAAGCACCCAACCGUCGACAUAUCAGCUAAUCAGCCCUUGUUACGUAAGUGGUAUCAUGGAUGGAGAAGCAAUUGAGACCCUGAAGCUUGGAUCUUUCCCAAGAGGGAAUGUAUCUUACAGGAUGGGAGCUAGACAGACACAGAUGCAUUUAGUAUAA